UAAAGCGGCGGCCCCGGGCGGCGGCGCGGGCGGAGGAUGCUCCGCUCCACCAAAGGCGCCUCCAAGGCGCGGCGGGACCAGAUCAACGCGCAGAUCCGCGCCCUGCGCGACCUCCUCCCGCUGCCCGACGGGGACCGGCCGCGCCUCUCCUACCUGCACGUCAUGGCGCUCGCCUGCAUCUACACCCGCAAGGGAGCCUGCCUGCGGCCAGGCCCGAGCCGGGGGGCGCCCCUGGAGCUGCUGGGGGGACCGGAGCUCGCCGACCUGGUGGCCUCGCUGCCCGGUUUCCUGCUGGCCGUGACCCGCGAGGGGAAGCUGGUCGGGGUCACCGACAACGUGGCGCAGCACUUGGGCCACUCCAUGGUGGACCUGGUGGCACAAGGGGACAGCAUCUACGACCUGCUGGACCCCGCGGACCACCCCCUGGUGCGGCACCAGCUGAGCCUGCCCGGGCCCCCCCAGGCAGAGCGCCUCUUCCGCUGCCGCUUCACCACUUCGCGCGCCUCUCGCCGCCCCAGCGCCGGCCGCAAACUGGUGCUGCUGCGGGGGCGCUUCCAGGAGCCCCCCGGGCCCCCCGGCGCCGCCCCCGCGCUCUUCGUGGCGUUCUGCGCCCCCCUGGACCCCCCGCCCUGGCCCUGCCCCGACUGCCUCCUGCUGCCCACCUUCCAGAGCCGCCACGCCCGCGACCUCGCCCUGCUCGACAUCUCGGACAGUGUCCUGGUGCACCUGGGCUACGGCCGGGCCGAGCUGCUGGGCCGCUCCUGGUACCGCCUGCUGCACCCCGAGGACCUCGGCCACGUCGCCCGCCAGCACCUGCGCCUCGCGGGCGCGGGGCCGGAGGCGCGGGCCGAGCUGGUGACGCGGCUGCAGCGCAAGGACGGUCUGGGCUGGACGUGGGUCUACGCCCGCCUGCGGCCGGAGGGGCCGGCACUGCUCGCCCACAACUUCGUCAUCAGCGAGGCCGAGGCCUGGUGCCUGCGGCAGCAGCUGGCGGCCGAAGCCCCCCCGGGACCCCCGGAGCCGUUCGGGCCCGGCCUCGACUUUCCCAGCAGCGACCUCGGCCUGGACCUCGGCCUGGGCGACGACGUCGGAGCCAUCGGCCUGGCGGUCAGCGUGGGACACGGCCCUGCGGCCACCACUGACCACAGCUUGGCGGUCAGCGUGGGACACGGCCCUGCGGCCACCGCUGACCACAGCCUGGCAGUCAGCAUGGGACACGGCCUCGGACACGGCCCUGCGGCCACCGCUGACCCCGGCCUUGGGGCCACCAUUGGCCACGGCCUCGGAGCUGCCCUGGGCAGUGGCGUGGAGCCCGGCCUGGGGGCCGGCAUCGGACACGGCCUCGGACAUGGCGCUGCGGCCACCGCUGACCACGGCCUUGGGCCUGGCCUCGGACACGGCCUGGGAGCCAACGCUGCGGCCACUGUGGACCCUGGACUUGGGGCUGCCAUCGGACACGGCCUUGGGGCCACCACUGCGGCCACCGCUGACCCCGGCCUUGGGACCGGCAUCGGACACGGCCUCGGACACGGCGCUGCGGCCACCGCUGACCACGGCCUCGGGGCCGUCAUUGGACAUGGCCUUGGGGCCACCACUGCGGCCACCGCUGACCCCGGCCUUGCCCCGAACGUCGGCCAUGGCCUCGGCCCGGACACCGGCAUCGGCCUCGGCGUGGGAGGCGCCGUCAGAGUGGACAUGGGCCUGGGCGUGGCGGCCGGAGCCGACAUGGGGCCUGCCCUGGGGACUGACCUCGGGGAGGACGGCGCGGCCGGAGUGACCGCCAGCAUCGGGGCGGGCGUGGCCCUCAGCCUCGGGACUGACCUCAGGGCUGGCGUGGGGCUGGGCCUCGCGCUGCCGCCGGACAUCGGAGUGACCACCGGGGCCGGGGCCGGACUCGGCCUGGCAGCUGCCCUGGGAGCCAACGCGGGAUCGACUCUCCCGUCCGGCACUGGCCUCGGACAGAACUCUGGCCUCGGACAGAACCCCGGCCUCGGACAGAACCCCGGCCUCGGACACAACCCUGGCCUCGGACAGAACCCCGGCCUUGGACAGAACCCCGGCCUCGGACACAACCCUGGCCUCGGACAGAACCCCGGCCUCGGACAGAACCCCGGCCUCGGACAGAACCCCGGCCUCGGACACAACCCUGGCCUCGGACACAGCUCCAGUCUUGGACACAACCCCGGCCUUGGACACAACAUUGACCUUGAAAAUAGCCCUGGGCUUGGACACAAUGUUGGACUUGGACACAACUCUGGCCUCGGACACAACUCUGGCCUCGGACACAACCCCGGGCUCGGACACAACCCCGGCCUGGCCGUCGGCCUGGCGGUCGGAGCGUCCCUGGGGCCAGAGCUGGACAUCGGCCUGGCCGUGGGUGCUGCUCUCCGGCCGGACGUCGGCCCCGUGGCCGGGCUGGGCCUGGGCUCCGGCUCCGGCCCGGCCCGGCCGGACAUCGGCACUGACCCCUCACCGGCCGGGCCCGCGCUCGGCCUAGGCCUGGGCCUGGGCUCUGGCUCCGGCCUGGCCCGGCCGGACAUCGGCGCUGACCCGUCGCCGGCCGGGCCUGCGCUCGGCCUAGGCCUGGGCCUGGGCCUGGGCCUGGGCGCCGCCAUGGCCGCACCGCGCCCCCCGCUCGGGCUGGGCCGCCUGGGGCUGGGGGUCCCUGAGGGCCCCGCGGGCGGCACCGAGACCUGGACCCCCCCCUACACCCCCCGUCAGGCGCCGCCGUUCGCCUUCGGGCCCCCCGAGCCCCCCGAGGCCGAGAAGCUGCCGCCGAGCCCCGAGAGCCCGGGCGGGGUGCCGGGGGGUCCCCCCGCGGCCCUGCUGACCCCCGAGACGUCGCCGCCGCCGCCCGCACCUCCGGCCGCGCCCGCGCUGCGCCGGCUGCUGCUGCGGGGGCUGGCGGCCAUCGCCGCCCGCGGCCGCCCCCGCGGACCCCCGGGCAACGACCCCCCGCCCCGGCCGCCCCCGCCCCGGUCGCCCCGCGACCCCUUCCAUGAGUUGUAUCAACUCCCCCAGAGCCGCCUCCAGGACGCCUUCCGCAAAGCCGGAAGCCAGCGCGCCCCGUCGUUCUGAACUAAGUCUGUGACGCGACUUGCCCCCAGUAUGGCAUAUUGUCAUUGUCACCCCGGCCCGGCCAGCGCCCCCCGGCCCGGCCGCCCCCGCCGCCGCCCCCCGGGGCCGCUCGUGCUAAUUUAACUCGUAACGAGUCUCUAAGGUAAUUGGGGGGGGGCUGGUGGCCCCCCCCUCCCCCAGCCCGGACGCCUGGGGACCGUCCCUCGUGUCCCCUCGUCCCCCCACACACACCUUGUCCCCUCCCCCCGCGCCAGGACCCGUCGCCAAAAAUAUUUUGGGUCGCUGGGAUGGGGGCUGGGACCCCACUGUCCCCUCCCCCAGCCCGGAGUGUCCCUGUCCCCUUUGUCACCCCCCUGGUCCGUCACCUCCCCCCAGCCCCGCCCCCACCUCGGGCUCUGCGUUUUUGGCAGAGUUCCCCCCCCCCCCCAAAAAAAAAACCUGUGUCCCCUUCCCCCACCCGUGGGUGCCACCCUCAAUGUCCCCAACGCGGGGGACGGAGGCACGAUGUGGCUUGAUGUACCCAAAGUCCCCAUGAUGUCCCCAAGGAUGUCCCCAGUGAUGUCCCCAAAGUCCCAAUGAUGUCCCCAAAGUCCCCAGGGAUGUCCCCAAUGAUGUCCUUAAAGUCCCCAAUGUCCCCAGUGAUGUCCCCAAGGAUGUCCCCGACACCCCCGAGCCCCCGGGGCUGAGGCACAAUGUGGCUCAGUGUCCCCAAUGUCCCCAACCCACCCACAGGGUGGGGAUGGGUCACGGCUCGGUGUCCCCAGUGUCCCCAAGCCCCUCCAAGGGACAUCCUGGCCUGAUGUCCCCAACGUCCCCAAUGUCCCCAACCUGAGGGGCUGAGACACACCAUGACUCGGAGCCCCUGAUGUCCCCAACGUCCCCAGUGUCCCCAACGUCCCCAGUGUCCCCACUGUCCCCAGUGACCCCAACGCCCCCAACGUCCCCAACACCCCCUCCCCAACACACGUCGCAGCGCGAUGUCCCCGAACCCACGCCACCGUCCCCAGCUCCGUGUCCCCAACGUCCCCGAGGGGACACGGGCACCUGGUCACCGCCUCGGCCGGACAGACGGACACGUGGCUCCAUGUCCCCGAUGUCCCCAAGGGACACGGGACCCGCUCGUCACCCGCAUCAAAGACUGACACACCCCGGUGUCCCCGGUGUCCCCAACCCCACGGACUGAGCCUGUCGCGACCCGGCGUCCCCAAUGUCCCCAAUGUCCCCGAUGUCCCCGAUGUCCCCGAUGUCCCCAACGGCCCCCGACGAUGUCCCCGUUGUCCCCCCUCGGCAAUAAAAACGUGUCCCCCGA
Molecule: messenger RNA, 4387 nt
Organism: Taeniopygia guttata (zebra finch)
Lineage: Eukaryota; Metazoa; Chordata; Aves; Passeriformes; Estrildidae
Biological process (GO): regulation of transcription by RNA polymerase II
Molecular function (GO): protein dimerization activity; RNA polymerase II transcription regulatory region sequence-specific DNA binding; DNA-binding transcription factor activity, RNA polymerase II-specific
Source: RefSeq, a predicted model, not a curated record